AAUGGCAAUAUUCUGGGUCAAGUUCAAGUUUAAUAAUUAGGGCAAAAUGAGAGGGAUGUGAGAUUCCAGUCUUUUUUUUUACAGAAAAUUGGGGCUAUGAAAAAAGACGAAAAUAAUAUGCUCGAAGACUCAGUAAAACCUCGAACGACGAUAGUCCCCCGUAUUAUUUUUGGUCCCCGAUCAUCUACAAAACCACUGACUGCACCAGCUGGCACACCUACAUAACGAUACACACAAUGUCAAGUUCAAGUCUAUUUACAUAUGCUUUAUAAGGGGGAAAAUAUUCAAAUAAUAUAUUAACUCUGACAAGAUUCGUGAUACCCUGUCUAUAACCCCAAAAUGAAUUAAUAAACAUGGAGUCUGGAUCUGCUGAUGAGGAUGCAGAGAGUCUGUUCCAAAAUCUCAAACUGAAAAGAAAGCGUUUGAAUCAUUUAAUGACUAAUGAUAGAUAUUUCAAAUCGGACACUGGUUCAACAACGGAUGGUUCAGAUAGUGGAUACAUUAGUAGUGAAUGUUUAAGUUUAGAUAUUAAGAAGAUUAAAGACAGACAAAAUAUCUUCAAGCCUCCACUCAACACUGCGGCUAGACCUUUAAGACCAAAUAGUACCAGCUGCCAUGUCAGGGGCAGUAUUUCAUCUGUCUCAUUAGACCAAAAAGAUUCUCAUGCUUCAAUUUGUGUCAAAUCCCCAAAAGGAGACAAGUCAUUUUCACAAGAAGACCUGUCAAAAUUGUGCACUUUGCCAUCAUCUCAGUAUGUUUCUGUACCUGGAUUGUUCAUUGUUCCUGGGCAUAAAAAUAUAUUAGGUCAUCCAUUGACACCUUGUCCAGUAACUCUAGCUCAGGAAGGUGAUGGCAAUACACAGCAGCCUGAAGUACAUCUUCUAUCAGCCCUUCCUAAAGGAUAUGUCUUAGCCAUGGUGCCAGAAAGUAAGAGUUUGGAUCUAGUUAGUCAGGGUUGUAGACCUGUUGUGAGCAAUAUGUCCAAAAGCUUACUGGCUAAAAAGCUGAACCAGAAACAACAAAAUAGCCCAGAUCUGACAUGUAAUAAGGAAAAGAAACAAGAUUAUUCUUUUAUUCAUCAUUAUAUUAACAAUGAAUUUGAAUAUAGUGGUGUAUUAAAGGAGAAUGAAACAGAUUCCUCAAAUACAACGACAGAUAACACAGACUCUGAUACCUCAGACCAACUACUUUGUGCUAUCUGUAAUGACAAGGCUUCUGGGAUUCAUUAUGGCAUGGUUACAUGUGAAGGAUGUAAAGGAUUUUUUAAGAGAACUGUACAAGGAAGGAGAAUCUAUAAAUGUUCAGGAAAAGAAGACUGUGCCAUGAAUAGACUGCUUAGGAAUCGAUGUCAAUAUUGUAGAUUUAAAAAGUGUCUGAAAGUUGGAAUGGUCUUAUCAGCUGUUAGAGAAGAUAGAAUGCCUGGAGGAAGAAACUCAGGGGCUGUCUACAACUUAUACAAGGUUAAAUACAAGAAGUACAAGAAAAAACAAGAUGUGAUGUCUUUAUACAAAGAAGAAGUUGGAAAAGUUAAAUUAAUUGAAGAUCAGGGACCAAAAAUGUUGGGAAAUAAUGAUGAAUCAAGUGUUUUACAUCAUGGUGACAGGAAGGACAUAUCAUUUGAGAAAAAACAAGACAUAAGAAGUGAAUAUGGAAACGAAUGGUCAAGGAAACAACAACAUUUGACUGCCUCAAAAAAUAAAUACAUAUGCAAAAUACUCAAUUCUCCACAUGAGUUGUCAACUAACACAGGUAGUCAACAAAAUCAGUUGCGAAUCCUUGAAAACAUGGUUCAGUGUAUUCCACAAGAUGAGAAAGCUUAUGACUCAAAGUCUUCUUAUGGCCAUGCAAAACAAGAUUAUAACAGUUCAAUUAGUUCUGAUAGUUCUUCUUUUACUUCGUUCACUCCAGGAAUGUUUGGUUUAAAUAAAAACUUAACAUAUCCUCCCGGAGCCACUCCAAUCACAAGACAUCAGGAAAAUGCCGUUAAGAAGGACUCAAGUGUGUACUAUGAUCACAGCACUUUUCACAGCACUAAAAGUGCUAAAUAUUUAUGUGUUGACCAGGGUGAAGAUAGCUCAAGUUUAAAGUCCCCCGUGACUGACCAUGAUUUAUCAUUUGAAGACUUUAACAGACCUCACAAUAUUUCAAAACCUUCUUUUCCCUUAUGCAGAGAAGAGGGUGAAGGAUACAUACAUGAUGAAAUUAUUUUUAAACAACCACCACCUAGAACACACCAAAUCAGAACCAGUAAAAACAAUGAUAGUACCGAUUUACAUCAGUAUGGUCAAUCAAGAAGUUCAUGGGAAAAUGCCAAUUUCCCACUUUCCGAAGACCAUCUUAACAUGUUCAAUAGAGGAAAAUCUUCUAAGCACCAUCACCAUAUCUCCCAACAUGCAGGACGGUCUUCCAAACAUCAUCGUAAAAUGGGCCUUGAUUUAACCAAAAUUCCAGGAAAUAGGGAUAUAGCAUAUGAUCCUACCAGUCUUUGGGUGAACACCAACAAAACAUAUUCCCAAUCUGAUGUAGAUUUAACAGACUAUGAUUCCGAUAAAAAGUGUAGUUCCUAUAGAAAGCAUAAUGUUGAAUGUAGAGUAGCAACCAAAAAGACAUCAACUGUUACAAAAGACAAGUCUGAAAAGAGUCAUUGUCAGUAUGGUGCUGACGAAAAGAAAGAUUCUGAGUGUAGUUCCCUCUUGGGAAUAGAUUUAUCUAGUCAUUUGAACUCAGACUCAAGUUUAUUACAAAAAGAAGGAAGUUCUGAUUGUACUGGCAAAAUAAGUGCCCAGAAUAGCUUAGAUUUUGAUACAACUAAUAACUUUAGUGUCUUGCCUCAGUAUGACAGUCAUAUCAAAGUUUCAGAGAGCCAUACUGCCACAGAUGAGGAUGAAGAGAGUGAAAUCAUUAAAGACAGCCACGAAAAUAACAAACCAAAUUCAAACAUUCAAAAGCUAUCGCCCUGGUUCCAAAGUACAGGACACAUACAAAGUUUCAUAGGACAGAACGAUAACAAAUUAUCUGAAAUUCUCAGUUGCCUAAAACACUUAAAGGUUGAGUUUGAUAUCAGCAUGAUUAACGACUCAGCUGAUAAAGUCAUGAAAAACAUGUGUGAUGUUGGGGACAAUUUUGUAACCAAUUUAGUCACGUGGACAAAACAUCUUCCCUUUUACAGUGAAGUUCCUACCGAAGUAUAUUCUCAGCUUCUAACAGAAAAAUGGCACAAGUUAAUUAUCUUAUUAACAUCAGCUCAACCAAUUCUAAGAAAAGUUGAGAUGUCGGCUACCUUUGAUGUAUUUCAUCAACAAAAGUUGGAAAAUGUGAAAUUUUGUUUGAAAAAAUUGUUCAAAAAGAAUUUGGGGACUGGUAUUAUUAGUUCCAAUAUGGAUUUGUUUAUCAGACAUAUGUGUAAAAUCAUGUUUACAUUUCAUUUAUUGCUGUUGAAAGAAGAGGAGUAUGCAUGCUUGCAGGUCAUCUUAUUACUCAAACAAGGUGAUGGGAAAAGAAAUGAAAUAGUUGCCAGAAUUCAUGAUCGAUAUGUUGAGGUGUUGAAAGGUUUUACUGGGAGUGGUCAUGGAGAUGUUGCAGACCAUGGUCAGCGCUUGGACAAGUUAUUAUUACAACUCCCAGAAAUACAGACAGCUUCAGAUAUUCUAGUGGAAACAAAAAUGAUUUAUAUUCCAUUUUUUCUGAAUUUGUGAAUAUGUAUUUGUUAAAUCCACAAUUUACCAAAUGUAAACUUAAUGUAUAUAUACUUACAGCCAAUUGCAUUGAGUGUGUAUACGUAGGGAAAGGUAAUAGGUUUGGUUAGCUUACUUGCUAGCUGAGCCGUGAAGUCAUUAUUAGGUUAGGUAAACUCCCCUCCUUUAAGAGUAGACUAGUCGGACAGAUAAUCAAACUAUCUGUUUGUAGGACUAGAAUACUUUGAAAGGAGGUUAGUACACCUUACCUAAUAAUGACUUCCAUGACUUCACGGUUCAGCUAGCAAGCAAGCUAACCAAAAGUAUUACAUUUACCUAUUCACUUAAUGCAAUCAGCUGUAAACAUCAUCAGACAGUGAAACUGUCUUCAUGUAUAUACCAUAUAAACAAUGACUAGCUACAUGUAUGAAAUACAUUUAAUUUUAGAUUUUGAAAGCUUACCUCUAUUAAUUUUUAAUUCUGCAAAAGUCUUAGGUUCUUUUUGCACAACUAAAAAUUGAUAUUGAAUAACUCUUGUGUAAGACUAGAUUGAUGUAUUUAUAUACAUGUAUCAUGGAAAAACAAAACCCCAACAAUUUAAUUAAUUUUAAAACCAUAAUUUUAACCAUUUAAGUUUUUCUAUAUGUCAGACAAAAUAAAUAUCAGCUAUCUCUUUUUCUGACAUCUUUAAAAACCUAAUAAUUAUGUUGUAAAAUUUUCAUAUUUAACCAAGUGACCAGUCUUAUCCAGCAAAUUGUUUACAAUUAGAUUCAAGCUGGUGUACUAUCAAUUGACCAAUGGAUCAUGAAAUGUACAUAAGGCAUGUUGAGGCAGGAUAUGUUAUUGUAAAUACUUGGAAGUUCAUGAAAGUUGGAGAGGCUAGUUUAAGGGGAAUUCUUGUUGUGAUUUAUAUGUUAUCUGUAACUUAUUUAUGAAGUAAGUACCGUCAUGACUGUAAUUGUGCCUUACUGUUGUUUACAUUUCUUAAAAAAAGGUUUAAUCACACCUGUCAACUGUCACUAUUUGGGGGGAGCUCCCCCAUGUGGGCUCCCAAAUCAAAAUUUUAAAAGAGGCAUUUUGUCCACAAUUUAAAAUAAAAACAAUGAAGUAUACCAUGGCUUUAGUAUUGCUAAAGUAUAAAGAAGCAAAUAAACAACAUUCAAAUAAAUUUGAAGACCCCUUUAAAGAUUUUGUAGGACUAUGAUAGCCAUAUUGCACAUAAAAACCCAUGGGUAUUUUCAAAUGUUGGCAGGUAUUGUUUAAUAGACUUCAUCUUCAUUUAUCAGUAAAAUAUUCCAUAUUAUGCCCCCAAUCUAUUUUUUAUCUAAUUGCAUUCAGCUUGUCCUUUCAUCAGUUCGUUGGUUCUCGCUACAAAUAUUUCUGUCACAAUUUUCUCAGGUACUACUGAACAGAAUAACUUCACAUUUGUUCACCAGCUUAAUAGUAAGUAAGGAGUGGCAUAGUGUGGCCACUUUUUAGAUCUGACUUUCAUCUACCUCCUAUUUUUUUUUAUGCUUUAAUGAAAUGAAAUACAAUUGGUAACACUUUUCUCAAGUAUGACUGAACAGAAUGACUUCAUAUUUCAUGUAUUCAUGGGGGAAUGAUGCUUAGAGCAACAACAUGUUAAAUCUUAAUUAAAUUAGUUUCUUAUUAAAUAAGAACCCAAUGAACAAAUUGAAAAUGCAAAAUUCAUUGUUAAUUUUAUCCUCAUCUGGACCUUUAGGCCAAUGUGAACUAUUUUCAGUUCUAAAUAAAACAAUUUGAACAAUUGACAUUUUCCUCAUCUCCUCUGAAACUUAUUUGUCGAACUGAAUAAGCAAACAUGGCAGAAAUGAUAUAUGGAAGCAGACACACAGUCAAAAUGGGUGGGUGCCCCCUAAAAAUUUCAAUAAAAAUUUUACUGCCAUUUUUUUUCCCUUUAAAAUAUGGUUUCCUGAUUCUCAGGUGUAAAUCUUAUUCCAUUGUUGAGCUUCAACCAAAAAUUUUUAAACAUGUAUAAAUCAUUUCAUGAUGUAUAAGUUUGAGUUCCUACACAGGUGAUAUAGUUCUGUAAGUGUUACUGUGCUUAUCCAGUGACCUUUGGGGUAUCACAUUAGCAAAGACCAAAACAGUUUACCAAAUUGCAGUCAGAUUUCUACUCCAACUAACUGAUCAACUGGUAAAA
Messenger RNA from Mytilus trossulus (common blue mussel), 5838 nucleotides. RefSeq lists its product as uncharacterized. Gene Ontology annotation, cellular component: chromatin. The coding region runs from base 354 to 3695 and encodes 1113 amino acids. The record is from RefSeq and is a predicted model, not a curated record. The transcript has 6 exons. Gene Ontology annotation, biological process: regulation of DNA-templated transcription. Gene Ontology annotation, molecular function: zinc ion binding; nuclear receptor activity; sequence-specific DNA binding. NCBI's taxonomy places the organism in Eukaryota, Metazoa, Mollusca, Bivalvia, Mytilida, Mytilidae.